Messenger RNA from Sphaeroforma arctica JP610, 300 nucleotides. RefSeq lists its product as hypothetical. NCBI's taxonomy places the organism in Eukaryota, Ichthyosporea, Ichthyophonida. The record is from RefSeq and is a predicted model, not a curated record. The transcript has a single exon. The annotation marks the transcript as partial.
CCCACAUUCACCGCCGCCACUGCACCUGCACCUCCACAAACGGACCACGUGCCCCCAUUCGAGGACAACCCAGCCCUCCUCAACACCCUUCUGGACGCCAUCGAGGCAGAACACCACGUGCAGGUGCUGCGCCUGUUGUACGAUGUAGUACUGCAGGUAGUGCGUACCGUGACCUCUAAGAAGACACACCCCACUCUGCUGACACUCAUGUACGUGUGUAAGCUGCACCCUCAGUACUUCACACACGCGGCCAUUGUGGAGGAGCUGGUCAGUGCACUCUCCGUCAACGGCCCUGUGCAG